This is a messenger RNA of Symbiodinium sp. CCMP2456, 1089 nucleotides long. The record is from the annotation of a GenBank genome assembly. NCBI's taxonomy places the organism in Eukaryota, Dinophyceae, Suessiales, Symbiodiniaceae.
AUGGUGAGAGAUGCCGGUGAGGCCACACAGGAGGAGAAGAGAAGAAGGCUUACGGAGAUGGGCUUGCGGAGUGGCUUCCAUGUGCAGGUGUUGUCGGCGGCAGCUGGAGACGCAGCAGACGAGGAUACAGCAAGAGCCUUGACAACCCAACAGAUCGAUGACCACGUGACUUCACCGUCAGUCAGCGGGGGAGCGCAGGGCGACCUCACUCCUCUGUACAGUCUGAGCGAUUCUCAGCGAACAGAGCCUGGAGUUCUUCCGGAGCUUAAGAAUGUGGGAUCUGGUGUGAAACAGGAAGAGGCAGCUCCUGCAGCAGCUCCUGAGCCGAUGCAAAUGGUUGCAGCAGUGCCCGGUGCGCCCUUGGUGAAGGUCGAGGCCAUGGAAAGGGCCCUAGGACUUCUGGCCGCUGCCGCAUGCAAUUUGGCAGCGGGCAUCGUAGCACAGCAACUGACUGCAGCGCAUGAGCGAGUGCUGGAGCGAGUCGAGAAGAAACACGAGCAGGAGAAAGUCGAGGCGGAGAGGAGGCACGAGAAAGAGCUCGCCAUGGCAGUGCGACUGGCAAAAGCAGAAGCGGAGAACCAGCUUCUGAGGAGUCAGGACACCGGACUCAUGCAGACAGUGACACAGGCGGCUGAGACAGCUACAGCUGUAGAGAUAAAAGAAGAAGGGGAAGCAGAGCAACAGGACAUGGCGGACAUGCGGUUGCAGCUGUGCCGCAUCUCGCAGCACCCACCGUUCAAGGUGUUUCAGGUGAUCUGUCAUGUAGCUUAUGCGCAGGUCGAUGAUGGGCCUAACUUGCCAGUGGCCGUGGAAAAGCAAUUUGCCCAGCUACAGGGUGAGCGGAAUCUUAGAGCACCUCUUCCAGGACCGGCGUCGGAGCUCUUGGAUUUGAGAGCCUCGGAGCUACCGAACUACCUGGAGCUGAACACUUUGGAGAGCCUUGACGUCGAGGUGCCGCGCAAACCCUGGCCGAAGCUUAUCAGCUUCUCCCCUGGCGGGUCCCCGACCUCACUGGCAUCGACAACUUUCGAAAUCUUCGAUACCGCCUCGGUUCCACGUUGUCACUCUUGCGAAAGGAAGGCUUCAUGA